AUUUUAAACGUGUGGAUGCUGUCAUUUGGUUUACGGAAAAAAAAUAAGAUGCAGAAAAAUCUUGCGGAAAAAAUGCGAGACGUCUGGGCUUCGGUUCAACUUUCUCACGCGAUCUGCUGGCUACACGACAGUUUCUGAAUCAAGAGAUUUGAAGCCCAUGAGAACGCUGUGCUUUUCCUGAGGAUGAAUAACUUCCAGCAACAAACGUUCGUGGCCAGGCAGGGGUAUCAGCACCAAGGCAUGAUGGGGGCUCCCGGGAUCGGUCACAUGGGUGGAGUUGGCAUGCAGCAGCAGAGGAUGAUGGGAAAUAUUCAACAACAACAACAACAACAAGGCAUGAUGGGAGCACAGAUGAUGAGGAUGGGACAGCAAGGCAUGAUGGGAGGGCAACAGCAAAGGAUGGCUGGUCCAGGGAUGCAUCUACAAGGUAUAAUGGGAGCUCAACAACAAAGGAUGGGUAUGCCAGGAGUAAGCCAGCAAGGGAUGAUGGGAUCUCAGCAUCCGAGGAUGGCAUCACCAGUGGUAAGCCAGCAAGGUAUGAUGGGAGCUCAGCAACAGAGGAUGGCAUCACCUGUGGUAAGCCAACAAGGUAUGAUGGGAGCUCAACAACAAAGGAUGGGUAUGCCUGGAGUAAGCCAACAAGGUAUGAUGGGAGCUCAGCAUCCAAGGAUGGCAGCCCCUAUGGUAAGCCAGCAAGGUAUGAUGGGCGCUCAACAACGGAGGAUGGCAUCACCUGUGGUAAGCCAGCAAGGUAUGAUGGGAGCUCAACAACAGAGGAUGGCAGCCCCGAUGGUAAGCCAGCAAGGUAUGAUGGGAGCUCAACAACAGAGGAUGACAGCCCCAAUGGUAAGCCAGCAAGGUAUGAUGGGAGCUCAACAACAGAGGAUGACAGCCCCGAUGGUAGGACAACAAGACAUGAUGGGAGCUCAGCAGCAAAGGAUGAUGGGACAAGGCAUGAUGGGUAACCAGCAUCAGAGGAUGUUGAGACCGGGGUUGAGUGAACAAAGCAUGAUGGGUACAGCACAGCAGAGGAUGAUGGGAUCAACAGCACAGAACUGUGGGAUAGAUCCUCGUGUCAAUCAACAACUCAUGAUGCAAGGCCAACAGCAAAGGAUGAUGGGCCCUGUAGUCAGCCAGCAGAGCAUGAUGGAAAUGCGACAACAAAGGAUAAUGAGUAUCAACCAACAGAGAUCGGUAGGACCAGGUCAGAUGCAGCAAGGCAUGAUGGGUGUUCAACAGCAUGGCUCACAGUUCCCACAGCAAAGCAUGAUGGGAACAACUGGCAACAGCCAUGUUGGUGCACAGCAGCAAAGGAUCAUGGUAACGAUCCUGCCGGAGCAUGGUUCUGUCGGGCCAGCGUCACAGAGAAUCGUUGAGUCGACUCACGGUGUAAGCGAGAGACAGGUUAUCGAAAUUAACACUGAAAACGAUGCAAUAAUGGACGACAGACGGGAAAAACAAAAUGGCGUCACGCGUUCCAACAACGUCAACAUCGUCAUCAGCCCCCAGGAAGACCUUCCUCACUACAGUGCCCCAAGUUCAACAGCAAACACGUUGAGUCCGAGGGCCAGCACCCUCCGAACCUUGGUGGAGGUUCCCCUGUCAUUCGAUACUGAAGUGUCCGAGAAGCAAACGUUUACUAAAGACGUGGACCACAGACUCUUAAAGCCUGACCUUGACCCUGGAAUCUUAAAGGAUGGAGAUGUUGACUACAGAACGCUGGUCCCGAUCAGACCCGCCGAAGAGGGGGACCAAAAUGUCCUUGAGACACAGCCUGACAAGCCAUCCCCAAAGAAGGACAUUCCGUUAAAACUCCUGGUGAAACUAAAACCUCUGAAGCCACUUCCAAAAACUCAUCCACCAGGAGAAACCUUGAUGGCAGAACCCAAGACAGAUCCUGAGAAUUCUUUACCAAAUAAAGACAGUACGGACCCACCGAAGCCAGGACUGGUACCGGUACCGAGUAAAGGGUCAGCAAGCAAGAGUAAGAUCACUCUAAAGCUGAUCGACAGAGGAGCAAAACAGAAACGCACAAAAGAGAACUCACAUGGAAGCAUUCCCACAUUGCUGGAGAAUAGCAUGCUUAGCUUGAACAUGGAACCAACACAACAAGAGAUUCUCAGUGCAUUAGAAGAAGACUGCGGUUGCAUGAAUUUUUUCUCGUCUCCAGUAGAACAAAAGACUACAGAGAGAACAGAGGUAACAAACAGUGAGACAAUGACGCUUUUGUCUAUCAGUGCACUAAGUGCAGCAGACAAAAUGGGACUUGUGCAAGAAGGUGUAGAAGUUAAGGUAGACUCUUCUCAAAGAGAAGAAGAAAAGGACAUGCCCAAGACACCUGAAGUAGUUGGUGUUACUUCUGUGCCAGGCACAAAGUCAGGAAUGGGCCCUACAUCUGAAGAACGCAAUAAUGACUUCUCUAAUUCUAAUUCUGGGAAAACAAAAGAACUUUCAGAGAACCACAACUUAGGACUAAAGCCAGAUGAAUCGGAAGACGAUCUGAAAGAAAACCUUCCCCUUCAAACCCAUUCUAAAGGUCCCUUGAAGUCGUUUCCUCUAGCAUUGCAAGACAAGGAGGAAAGACAAGCCAGGGAUGAUGAACUCAUUCAGACAUCUUUGGAUGCGAUGGUCGAGCCGUCAGAAGUUCAGAAUAUCGCAAUAUCUUUCAAAAAUCCCAUCGCGGAAGCUUUUGAACCGAACAAGCCUGGAUCGCCGCUCUUGAGCCUUGCUUUGAAGUUGACGAGACUUCACAAGCAAAACGUGACCAAGAGUUACAAUGGCAAGCACCUCAGACGGACCAUCAGCAUGAUAGAGGAGGGCAUGGAAAACAGGAGUAGGUUCAUGGGGGUGAAACAGAAGAACAACGCUGGGAAAGAACUGAGGUUAGUGAUCAGUAGGGUCUUUACGAAAAAGGAAGAAAGCAGUCCAGACGUAACAGAGCAUCCAGGUAACAAAAAUUCUUCACAGAGAUCACAAGACUCAAGGACUGUCGUUGUGAGUGAAGAAGUAACAAAAACGGAAGAUGCAAGAAUUCCUACAUCCCAAGACACAGAGGAUUUAGAGAACCAUUUGACUCCCGUGAACAAUGAUUUGUCCAAAAAGAAAGGCAGUCAGUGA
Molecule: messenger RNA, 3117 nt
Organism: Branchiostoma floridae (Florida lancelet)
Lineage: Eukaryota; Metazoa; Chordata; Leptocardii; Amphioxiformes; Branchiostomatidae
Exons: 3
Coding region: 184-3117 (977 amino acids)
Source: RefSeq, a predicted model, not a curated record